UUGAUUAAUGAUUCACAUGCACAAGGAAAGCAAAAAAGGGGAAGCGAAAAGAAGAAAGAGAAUCAUAUUUGGUUGAAAUAGUAAAAGCCGAUUAACGGACACGAAAACCCCACAGCUUUUUACAUUUAGACCCCUUUUCCUCAUUUAGCGUGGACUGCUAUAAAACACUUAUUUUCUCAGUUUCUCACUGAUAGUCCCCACACAAAUUUUCUUGCUCUGAUCCACAUUUUCCUUUUCGUUUUUUUCUUUCCUCCCAAACAAAAAUCUAUCUGUAAUCUGUAUAGAUUAAAUUAAAUAAUAUAUUAACAACAAAAACAAAAACAACCAGAAAAGUCCAAAAGGAAACAAAGUUUCGGAUCCGAUCGAUCUGACUCUGCUGAUGAGCUCCGACGCACCUGAAUCGGCGGCAUCCGCAUCCUGUUCGGCCUCCUCCGACAAGGAUAAACAGAAAGAGAAAGCGAGGGUGAAUAGGACUUCUCUCAUACUCUGGCACGCCCAUCAAAACGACGCCGCUGCAGUUCGUAAGCUUCUCGAGGAAGAUCGCUCUCUUGUCCAGGCUAGGGACUACGAUAAGCGAACGCCGCUUCAUGUUGCUUCACUUCACGGUUGGAUCGACGUUGCUAAGUGUUUGAUCGAGUAUGGCGCAGAUAUCAACGCUCAGGAUCGAUGGAAGAACACGCCUCUAGCAGAUGCAGAAGGAGCCAAGAAGCAUAGCAUGAUUGAGUUGUUAAAGUCCUAUGGUGGCUUGUCUUAUGGCCAAAAUGGAAGUCAUUUUGAACCUAAGCCUGUUCCACCCCCACUGCCCAAUAAGUGUGACUGGGAAAUUGAACCUUCCGAGCUGGAUUUCUCAAACUCAGCCAUCAUUGGAAAGGGCUCUUUUGGUGAGAUCUUAAAAGCGCAUUGGCGUGGAACACCAGUAGCUGUCAAACGCAUCCUUCCAUCUCUUUCAGAUGAUAGAUUGGUUAUUCAGGAUUUCAGGCAUGAAGUUAAUUUACUAGUGAAGCUUCGUCAUCCUAACAUAGUUCAAUUUCUAGGAGCUGUAACUGACAAGAAGCCACUUAUGCUAAUCACAGAAUAUUUACGAGGGGGUGAUCUUCAUCAGUACCUCAAGGAAAAGGGUUCACUUAGUCCUUCAACAGCUGUCAAUUUUGCUUUGGACAUUGCUAGAGGCAUGGCUUACCUUCACAAUGAGCCAAAUGUGAUAAUUCACCGAGACCUUAAACCAAGGAAUGUUCUUUUGGUCAAUUCCAGUGCAGACCAUUUAAAAGUAGGAGAUUUUGGGCUGAGCAAGCUUAUCAAAGUUCAGAAUUCUCAUGAUGUGUACAAAAUGACCGGCGAGACUGGAAGUUACCGGUAUAUGGCUCCUGAAGUUUUUAAGCACCGGAAAUAUGAUAAGAAGGUUGAUGUGUUCUCCUUUGCAAUGAUACUUUAUGAGAUGCUUGAAGGGGAUCCUCCACUUUCAACUUAUGAGCCUUACGAGGCAGCGAAAUAUGUGGCAGAAGGACAUAGGCCUUUUUUCCGCUCCAAAGGAUUAAUCACUGAGCUGAAGGAGUUAACAGAGCAGUGUUGGGCUACUGACAUGAACCAAAGACCUUCUUUCUUGGAAAUUCUCAAAAGGCUUGAGAAGAUAAAGGAAAAUCUGCCUUCAGAUCAUCAUUGGAACAUAUUUAAUGCAUAAAGUUCUUAAAAGCAUUGACAUUAUCAGUUACAUAGAUGAUGUAUUUGCCAUAACCUUCAGUCAGCUUUUACACACAAUUGUGCAGAUUGGAUUGUGUAUUCUAAACUCAGAAAGCUUGAGAGAUUCAAUCACUUCUUCUUUUCUUUUUUU
This is a messenger RNA of Ziziphus jujuba (common jujube), 1828 nucleotides long. RefSeq names its product serine/threonine-protein kinase VIK. The record is from RefSeq and is a predicted model, not a curated record. Gene Ontology annotation, biological process: protein phosphorylation. The transcript has 11 exons. Lineage: Eukaryota; Viridiplantae; Streptophyta; Magnoliopsida; Rosales; Rhamnaceae. The coding region runs from base 380 to 1678 and encodes 432 amino acids. Gene Ontology annotation, molecular function: ATP binding; protein binding; protein kinase activity.